Messenger RNA from Miscanthus lutarioriparius, 1434 nucleotides. The record is from the annotation of a GenBank genome assembly. NCBI's taxonomy places the organism in Eukaryota, Viridiplantae, Streptophyta, Magnoliopsida, Poales, Poaceae.
AUGUCGGUGCAGGAGUAUCUGGAGAAGCACCUGCUCUCACGCAGGAUCGAGGAGGCCGUGAACGCGGCGGUCCGCGCCAAGGCCCCCGACCCGGUGCUCUUCAUCGCGGGCCACAUGCGGCGGGCGGCGCCCGCCGUGAUCACGAGGGUGCGGGCGCGCCAGAUCCUUGACGGGCACGGCGCGCCGGCCGUUGAGGUCGAGUUGCACACCAACAAGGCCGUGCACCGAGCAUCCGCGGCCGGCGCGGGCGCGCUCGAGGGCGCCGCCGCCGACGCGGCCGGGGGCUCCGAGAGGCGGAAGAUCCUCGCCAGGGCGGUCGCCGACGCGGUGCGGGUGAUCAACGACAAGGUGUCGGAGGCGCUCGUUGGGAUGGAUCCGCAGCAGCAGGCGCAGAUCGACCAGGCCAUCAUGGACUUGGACAAGGCGCGCCACAAGGCUGAGCUUGGAGCAAAUGCUAUGCUGGCAGUGUCAAUUGCAGCUUGCAAAGCUGGUGCUGCUGAAAAAGAGGUUCCACUCUACAAGCAUAUAGCAGAUCUUGUUGGCAAAAGCGCUACAACUCUUCCUGUCCCUGCAAUUACAGUCAUUAAUGGUGGAAAGCAUGCUGGAAAUGCUCUUCCCAUUCAAGAAAUUAUGAUCCUUCCUGUUGGUGCUAAGAAUUUUGAAGAAGCAAUGCAGAUGGGUUCCGAGACCUAUCACCAUCUCAAGGAUAUUAUCUUGGAGAAAUGUGGCUCAGACAGCUGCAACAUUGGAGAUCACGGUGGGUUUGCUCCAAAUAUUUCCAGCAUAUCUGAAGGCCUGGAUCUUGUUGUUGCGGCAAUAGAGAGGGCUGGAUAUAAUGGAAGAAUAAAAUUGGCAAUUGAUGUUGCUGCUACUGAUUUUUGUGUAGGAAAAAAAUAUGAUCUGGAGUUUAAGUCAACAAAGAAAUCAGGGCAGAACUUCAAAACUGCUGAUGAUAUGAUUGUGAUCUAUAGCCAGCUUUGUUCAGAGUACCCACUUGUCUCCAUUGAGCAGCCCUUUGAUAAAGAUGAUUGGGAGCACUCAAAAAAAUUGACCACUCUAGAUCUGUGCCAGGUUGCAGGGGAUGACUUGUUGAUGUCUGACCCCGAACGCAUUAAGCGGGCAGUUAGUGAGUACACUUGCAAUGCUCUUGUUCUCAAGGCAAAUCAAGUGGGCACUGUCACUGAGGCCAUAGAGGUUGUGAAGCAGGCAAAGGAUGCUCAUUGGGGUGUGGUGGUGUCACAUAGGUCUGGAGAUACUGAGGAUUCUUUCAUUGCUGACCUGGCUGUUGGUGCUGCAGCCGGACAGAUCAAAACCGGUGCCCCCUGCCGUGGAGAGUGUCUAACUAAAUACAAUCAGCUGCUUAGAAUAGAGGAAGAACUUGGAAGUGAAGGCGUUUAUGCAGGGGAGAAUUGGAGAACUGUAAGCACGAGCUGA